AUGAUUACACGGCCUGAUAAUUGGUGGAUUAAGGCCCAGUUUGGGAUUGCUGUCACUUCUGAAAAAAGUUGCUUCUGCUGUGCUUUGAAAAUAAUUAGCUGUAAAGUAAAGCAGCUCCAUGUUUGUAGUGGUAGUGAUGGAGUGGAGGUGGUGGUGGUGAUGAAGGUGGAGUUGGUGGUUGUGGUAGUAGUGGUGGUAGGGAUGGUGCUUGUGGAGGUGGUGGUAGUGAUAGCACGGUGGUGGAGGUGGCAGCAUGGUGAUGGUGGUGGUGGUGUUAGUUGUGAAGGUUUUGGAGGAGGUGGUGGUUGUGGUGGUAGUGGUGGUGGUGGUGGUAGUGGUGGUGGUGGCGAUGACGGUGGUUGUGGAGGUAGUGAAUGUGGUGGUGUAAGUGGUGGAGUUAGAUGUGGAAGUGGAGGUUCAUCUUUGCUUCUUUUGAAAGCAGCUUUGAAAAGCAACCCAUAG
Molecule: messenger RNA, 462 nt
Organism: Prunus armeniaca (apricot)
Lineage: Eukaryota; Viridiplantae; Streptophyta; Magnoliopsida; Rosales; Rosaceae
Source: the annotation of a GenBank genome assembly